CAAGUAAAGGCGCUAAAUGGCGAAUUGGAGAUCCAUAAAUCUUGUCCGAUACCUCGUCCCGGCCACUUAAACUCAAGGGCCGAGUGAGAAUCCCGCGUAUUUCCACUGCGGCUAUUUAAGCGGAAAGGCACCAGGUACCGCCGCGCGCUAAUUUGGCUGCAGAGAUACAUCUCGGCGCCGCCUACCCCUGAAAUCCCAGCUCGAACACCCCCGUCGCCCAGCGAGCCAAUAGCGUUACAUCACGAUCCCAAAAAGUUCCCAUCUCUGGCUUCUUCAACGCGGUGCGCGACAGAGCGCAUUUUUCUGGUUUCUUGUCUUGUCUCCCACCGCUCCUCGCAUCUGUAAGCGCUGCCCGUUCUCGUGGCGUGAGGAAAUCAGCGGGCGUGAGUAACUAGCGAUCUGCUCCAGAGCUGCUUAAGCAAUUCUUCCAUCGACACCUUCACUUCGCUAGAAAUCUCGACAAAAGGGCAGCUCGUCACCAUGGCGACCCGAUAUUCGCUGCGCCAGACUCCUCGGAAGAAGGAGCUCUUCGACGGCAUGGUUGAGACGCCAAAGAAGCAGUCUUCGCGCGCUCGCCAGUCCUCACAGGCCCCCGAAGCCGCAGACAUCGUAGAGUCUGUUGAGCCCGCCGCCCCUCGCGAACGCAUCACCCGCCGUCGCACCGCCAAGUUCAUCGAGAACUUGGAUGAGGACGACAUUAAGCCCCUCAAUGGCACUGCCAACGGUCACGUAAAUGGCCAUACCAAUGGCAGCGCCAACGGUCACGCCAAUGGACAUAGCAACGGUCAUGCCAACGGCGCACCGAACGGAAAGGAUGCGAUCCACACAAACGGAAACUCUGAGAGUCACAUGGUGGACGGCUGGAAGCCAGGCCAGGAUCCCAAGAUCGACUACUCGGGCGAGUUUGAAUUCGGCGGCUCGAUAGGCACCGGGUUCAUGAUGCUCUUUUUCCCCAUCCUCAUGUGGUACAUGUGGGUUGGCGCCACCUUCUACAACGGCAAGUUCCCUUCUCGCACUCCCGGCCAGAGCUGGGCUGAGUUCGGAACUCAUCUGGUCGACCUCGUCUGGACCAAUGCAUUCCCCCACUCAAAGGCAUGGAUUUGGUACUGGAGCUACCUCAUCUUCGAGGGUGCAUGCUACUGUCUUCUUCCCGGUGUCUGGGGCAAGGGCAAGCCUCUUCCCCACGCCGGUGGCAAGCAGCUCGAUUACUUCUGCAACGCCUAUGCUAGCUUGUACACUACGUUCGCCGUCCUUGGUGCUCUGCACUUCUCCGGCAUCUGGCCCCUCUACACGGCCCUCGACGAGUUUGGUCCUCUGUUGUCGGUUGCCAUCUGCAGCGGCUUCAUUGUCAGCUUCAUCGCUUACUUCUCUGCUCUGUGGAGAGGCAAGCAGCACCGCAUGACUGGCUACCCCGUCUACGACUUCUUCAUGGGCGCUGAGCUGAACCCCCGCAUGUUUGGCAUUCUUGACUUCAAGAUGUUCUUCGAGGUUCGCAUGCCCUGGUACUUCCUCCUGAUUCUCAGUCUCGGUGCGGCUGCGCGUCAGUAUGAGCAGUACGGCUACGUUUCUGGCGAGGUCAUGUUCCUCGUCAUGGCUCACUACCUUUAUGCCAACGCCUGCGCCAAGGGCGAGGAGCUCAUCAUCACGACUUGGGACAUGUACUACGAGAAAUGGGGCUUCAUGCUCAUCUUCUGGAACCUUGCUGGUGUCCCUCUGUCUUACUGCCACUGCACCCUCUACCUGGCCAACCACGAUCCCGCCACUUACCGCUGGAACCGUUAUGCCCUGGUCGUCAUGUACGGUGCCUACCUUUUCUGGUACUGGGUCUGGGACAGCUGCAACAGCCAGAAGAACCGCUUCCGUGCCAUGGAGAAGGGAAACCUCAUCAAGCGCAACACGUUCCCCCAGGUCCCGUGGCAAACCCUCAAGAACCCCAAGACCAUCAAGACUCCUCAGGGCACCAUCCUUGUCGACGGCUGGUAUGGUCUUGCUCGCAAGAUCCACUACACCUCUGACCUUUGGUUCUCCGUCUCUUGGGGUCUGAUCACCGGAUUCGAGAGCCCCUUCCCUUGGUUCUACCCCGUCUUCUUCGGAUGCAUGAUUGCCCACCGCGCGCAUAGAGACAUCACCCGCUGCCGCGCCAAGUACGGCGAAGCGUGGCUCGAAUAUGAACGACAGGUUCCCUAUCUCUUCAUUCCUUACGUCAUCUAAGAACAAUUCGUUUCGUGACCGGGCUCCGCUUCUCCCGUACAUAUUAAAGAGUAAUCUCUCUUGACAAGAGAGAAGAAUUUCUAAAUUUUCUUUUUUUCGGCAAAAGCAUGUGAUAGAUAUAAUACAAAGGGCGACGCAAAUGGGCCAUGCUUAUUCCCCAUUCAGACGGGGAGGGAAAAACAACUGGAAGAAAGAAAACUUUGACGGAAAAUGUUUUUUUAAUAAAUGAUGUAAGACGAUCAGAUUGGGAUUAGGGAUCAAGAAUUAUCGACAAGACUUAAUGUUUGUAUCAUGCAGUUUUAGGAUGGAUGGACGCAAAGAUAUUACUAGUAGCAUUAAUUAAUAG
Trichoderma harzianum CBS 226.95 is the source of this 2557-nucleotide messenger RNA. RefSeq lists its product as hypothetical. Gene Ontology annotation, molecular function: Delta24(24-1) sterol reductase activity. The record is from RefSeq and is a predicted model, not a curated record. Lineage: Eukaryota; Fungi; Ascomycota; Sordariomycetes; Hypocreales; Hypocreaceae. Bases 481 to 2211 code for a protein of 576 amino acids. Gene Ontology annotation, cellular component: endoplasmic reticulum membrane. Gene Ontology annotation, biological process: ergosterol biosynthetic process. The transcript has 4 exons.